Molecule: messenger RNA, 1176 nt
Organism: Pedinophyceae sp. YPF-701
Lineage: Eukaryota; Viridiplantae; Chlorophyta; Pedinophyceae
Source: the annotation of a GenBank genome assembly
AUGCCGUCGCGCGCGCGCGGGCCGCGGCCAGUACGCUCAGCUGCGACCCCACGUGCAUUUCGCGACGGAACGCUCCCCCGAGGCGUCGCAGCGAGGCGAAGCAAACGUCCCGCGCAGCACCGCGGCCGUGACCCCGCACCGAGCGGUUGCGUGACGGCCAUGGGCGGGCCGGUCGAGAGCGCGUUCUUCGCGCUCCUGGACGGCGACCUCGCCGCCGCGUGCGCGCACAUGGACCAGGCAGUCGCGUCGGAGCCGGGGCGCGCGGAGCUCCUCUCGGCGCGCGCGGAGCUCAAGAUACGCGACGAGCAGUUCAUGGAGGCCCUCGAGGACGCCACCAAGGCCGCGGAGGCCGACAAGUCCCUCUUCAGCGCGCUUCUCCGGAAAGGGAUCGCGAGCUUCCACCUGGACGAGUUCGAGGCUGCGCAGGAGGCCUUCGCGGAGGCCGGAAAGGCGCGCCCCGGCGACAGCGGCGUCGCGGCGUGGACGCAGAAGUGUGCGGCGGCUCUGGCGACGCUCCAGGCGGCCCCGGCGGCGGCCGGCGGCUCCGGCGCGCCGGCGGCGCCUGCGCUCGACGCGACGCUCACGGGCGCCGGAGCGAAGAAGUACCGGCACCAGUGGUACCAGACGGGCACGCACGUCUACGUGUCGGUGUUUGCGAAGAACAUCCCGAAGGAGCGCGCGACCGUCGACGUCCGGGACAACGCGCUGCUGAUCCAGGUGCGGUCGGAGGCCGGGGAGCCCGAGUACGAGCUGGCGGUGCAGCUAGGGGGCAAAGUGGACCCUGCUGGCACCGUGGUGGAGCACGUCGCGCCGAAGAUCGAGGUGAAGCUCGCGAAGGCGGACGGGUCGCAGUGGACGGACCUGCAGCAGGGCGGGAGCGGCGCGCAGGACGACGGGAUCCCGCUGCCGUGGGCGAGCAAGCGGCGGCCGGGCGACUGGUCGAAGCUCGAGUCGGAGAUCGCGGCCGAGGAGAAGGACGAGCAGCUGGAGGGCGACGCGGCGCUGAUGAAGCUGUUCAAGAACAUCUACAAGGACGCGGACGACGACACGCGGCGCGCGAUGAUGAAGUCGUACUCCGAGUCGGGGGGCACUGUGCUGAGCACGAACUGGAAGGAGGUGGGCGCGGGCAAGGUCGAGGUGAAGCCGCCGGCGGGGCAGGAGCCGAUGAAGAUGUGA